CAACGCCCCAUCAAGGAACUAUGUACGUGACGCUAAGGCAAUGGCUGCAACACCAGCCGACGUGAAGGAAUACCCUAAUUCCUAUGUUUUCGUUGUGGACAUGCCAGGGUUGAAAUCCGGAGAUAUUAAGGUGCAGGUGGAAGAUGACAACGUGCUGCUGAUCAGUGGAGAAAGGAAGAGAGAAGAAGAGAAAGAAGGGGCUAAGUAUAUUAGAAUGGAGAGAAGGAUUGGAAAAUUCAUGAGGAAAUUUUCUCUGCCGGAGAAUGCGAAUACUGAUGCCAUUUCUGCUGUUUGUCAAGACGGGGUCUUGACUGUUACUGUCCAGAAGUUGCCUCCUCCAGAGCCCAAGAAACCCAAAACUAUCGAGGUCAAAAUUGCAUGAGAUAUUAGAGUAGUUAAUAAUUACUCUGUUUUCUGGACAUGGGAUUGGGAAAUGCUCUGUUUUGAUGGUAAUAAAAUGGUAGAGAUCUAGGAGUGGUGGUCUUUCCCUCUGUUUGUCUUUAAUAUUUCCCAUGUUUUUUGAAGUAUGAUGAAAUGUGAAGAACUAAAUGUCUAGGUGUGCCAUCUCUUCUUGUUUACUGCAGGGGAGAUGCUACUACUAUCUAGUUUUGUUUCUUCGACUACUAUCAAUAUAGAGAGUGCAAUUGUUCCUAUCCAAUGCAUAAGUGCAAUUAUCUCAA
Nicotiana tabacum (common tobacco) is the source of this 680-nucleotide messenger RNA. The record is from RefSeq and is a predicted model, not a curated record. NCBI's taxonomy places the organism in Eukaryota, Viridiplantae, Streptophyta, Magnoliopsida, Solanales, Solanaceae.